Nycticebus coucang (slow loris) is the source of this 6333-nucleotide messenger RNA. RefSeq names its product zinc finger protein 43-like. Gene Ontology annotation, biological process: regulation of transcription by RNA polymerase II. Gene Ontology annotation, molecular function: RNA polymerase II cis-regulatory region sequence-specific DNA binding; DNA-binding transcription factor activity. The record is from RefSeq and is a predicted model, not a curated record. Lineage: Eukaryota; Metazoa; Chordata; Mammalia; Primates; Lorisidae. The coding region runs from base 1600 to 4767 and encodes 1055 amino acids. The transcript is spliced from 5 exons.
CUGGGAGGGGGAGGGGGAGGGGCGUGGUUGGAGCCGGAAGUGACUGUGGCUGACCUGGCAAUUUCACUUCAGUUUUACAGUCUUCAGAUUGAACUUUGCCACUGGCACCCUUGGCCCUCAGGACCCUGUGGGCCAAAGGUGGAGUGGGGCAGGCAGCGGGGACUGUACCUCCGGGCCCUUCCUGGAGCUGUUACUUGGACCAUGGCCCCGGGCUUUCUUUGAGCCGUUGUCCCUCCCACGUGGUGACAAUGGAAAGAUCCUGAGGGAGAAUCCCAGCUGGGUGUGUGGGGCUUGUUCAUGGGAGGGGCUGUAGUCUGUGGGGCCCCCAGUUUCUCCAUUCUCUUGUUAAACGUAAACUUAGGGCCGGGUGCGGUGGCUUCCUCUGUUGGGGAACUCAAAGUCUCUGGGUUGCCUAUCGUUGUUGUUAAACGCAGAGACAGGGAAUUGAUUCGUAAAAAAGAUUGUUGGAUGUCCCGACCCACGGGACGUCAACGGGGGACGCAGGAACCACCUAAGGGAGAAAAACAAACAAGGGGCGUGAAAAAGGCAGACAAAACAGUUUUCUGAUCAAGUCUCAAACUUUAUUGAAAAACUUGUGCCUUAUAAGCAUUAUGGGGAAGGAGGGUGUGUCUUGUUGGGAGGUUCAGAGGAGUUGUCAACUGGGGAUUGGCUAAAAUAAGCUAGAUGGGGCAUAAGGUGAUUGUUUGGUUAGUUGCCCGGUAAAGGGUAAAGGUGAAACUUUUUUACGUAAAAAGGAAGUAAGGCUGAGCUGUGCCUUCUAUGGCUUCCGACAGUUGGAAGAGCUAGUAAUUCCGGAGAACAGUGAGAGUACAUUUUUUUUUUUUUUUCCAGACAGAGUCUCACUAUAUCGCCCUCAGUAGAGUGCUGUAGCGUCAAUUCUUGGGCUUAAGCAAUUCUCUUGCCUCAGCCUCCCACGUAGCUGGGACUACAGGCGCCCACCACAAUGCCUGGCUAUGUUUUGUCCUUGCAACUGUCAUUGUUGUUUAGCAGGCAGGGGCUGGGUUCGAAGGCACCAGCCCCUGUGUAUGGGCCGGCCCCAUAACUACCAGCACAGCCUGAGAUUACAUUUUUAAGUGUUGUUUUAGAGAGAGGAUACUCGAGAAGGUCUAGGAGAACAGGUCUUCUCAAGAAGACCACAAGGAAACACCUGUAGGGUCCUCUCCAUGGUGACUCAGCUUUUGGGAAUUUGUAGAGUUAACUUCUUGCAACUUGGAAAUUGCCAAGUUCAGUGAAGUCCUGUAGUUCUGUAGGGGCUGGAAUAGCAUCUCCCGCUUGAUUCAAACUGGCCAGUGAGAAAGGCACCUGUGGGGUAGAACUUUUUGACUGUCAAUGAAAAGGGAAAGACCAAGCCAGUAGGGGGCGAGGCCAGUUGGAAUUCUUCUUUGCUGUUAAGUUCCCUACUGUCAAGUGACUAAGACAAGAUCAACCUUGGUGCUCCAAAAGAUGGUCAUCGAGGGCCCAGAAUCCGUCUCUACUCGUUUUCAGCCUGUUCAUACCAGCUAUGGGAAGAACCCUUUAUAUGGACAAAGGCGCAGAGCUCUGGAAAGCUGGGGACUCACAGGCAGAUGUGGUUGAUGGAUGUGGAAGGGAAUGUUGACAUUCAAGGACGUGUCUAUAGAGUUCUCUAUGGAUGAGUGGGCCUGCCUGGACCCUACUCAGCAGACUUUUUAUCGGGACGUCAUGUUGGAGAACUACAGACACCUGGUCUUCCUAGGUCUUGCUGUCUCUAAGCCAGACCUCAUCACCUGUCUGGAGCAAAGCAAAGAACCCUGGAUGGUGAAGACUCACCAGACAGUAGUCCAGCAGCCAGAUGUAUCUAAUCAUUCUACCCAAGACCAUUUCCAAGAGCUGGGCACAAAUAUAUUAUACCCAGAGAUAACACUGAGAAGAUAUCAAAGCUGUGGCCUGGAGAAUUUAAACUUAACAAAAGACUGGGAAAGUGUUUCUGAAUGUACUCAGCAGAAAGUAUAUUACAGUGGAUGUGACCAAUGUUUAACAGCUAGCCAUGGCAAAGUCUGCCAAUGUAGUAAAUAUACGAGAGUCUUUAGACAUUUGUCAAAUCUAAAUAGACAUAAGAUGAUAUAUACCAUAGAGAAAACUUUUCAGUAUAAAAAGUAUGGGAAAGCCUAUAACCACUGCUCACACAUUACUAAAUGUAAGAUAAUGCAUACUGGAGAAAAACAGUACAAAUAUAAAGAAGGUGGCAAAGUCUUUAAAUUUUGCUCAAGCCUAUCUAACCAUAAGAAACUCCACCCUGGGGAGAAACUGUAUAAGUUUAAAAAUUAUGGGGAAUGUGUUAGGCACAGAUCAAAAUAUUAUAACCAUAAGAAUAUUAAUACUGGAAGAAAAACCUACAACUAUAAAGAAUGUGAUGAACUUACCAAUCAGUACUCACAUCUUUCUGGACAUGAAAGAAUUUAUUCUGGAGAUAAACCCUACAAAUGUCAAGAAUGUGGCAAAGCCUUUAAGUGGUACUCAAUCCUUUCUGUACAUCAAAGAAUUCAUUCUGGAGAGAAACCCUAUAAAUGUGAAGAAUGUGGUAAAGCCUUUAACCGGCACUCAAACCUUUCUGUACAUCAAAGAAUUCACUCGGGAGAAAAGUCCUACAAAUGUGAAGAAUGUGGCAAAGCCUUUAAGCAGUACCCAAGUCUUUCUCAACAUAAAAGAAUUCAUUCUGGAGAGAAACCCUACAAAUGUCAAGAAUGUGGCAAAGCCUUUAAGUGGCACUCAAUCCUUUCUGUACAUCAAAGAAUUCAUUCUGGAGAGAAACCCUACAAAUGUCAAGAAUGUGGCAAAGCCUUUAACCGGCACUCAAACCUUUCUGUACAUCAAAGAAGUCACUCGGGAGAAAAACCUUACAAAUGUGAAGAAUGUGGCAAAGCCUUUAAGCAGUACCCAAAUCUUUCUAAACAUAAAAGAAUUCAUUCUGGAGAGAAAUCCUACAAAUGUCAAGAAUGUGGCAAAGCCUUUAACCGGCACUCAAUCCUUUCUGUACAUCGAAGAAUUCAUUCUGGAGAGAAACCCUACAAAUGUGAAGAAUGUGGCAAAGCCUUUAAGCAGUACCGAAGUCUUUCUACACAUAAAAGAAUUCAUUCUGGAGAGAAACCCUACAAAUGUCAAGAAUGUGGCAAAGCCUUUAAUGACAUUUCAACCCUUACUAAACAUCAAAGAAUUCAUUCCGGGGAGAAACCCUACAAAUGUGAAGAAUGUGGCAAAGCCUUUAACCGGCACUCAAACCUUUCUGUACAUCAAAGAAUUCACUCGGGAGAAAAAUCCUACAAAUGUGAAGAAUGUGGCAAAGCCUUUAAGCAGUACUCAAGUCUUUGUAGACAUAAAGGAAUUCAUUCUGGAGAGAAACCCUACAAAUGUCAAGAAUGUGGCAAAGCCUUUAAGUGGUACUCAAUCCUUUCUGUACAUCAAAGAAUUCAUUCUGGAGAGAAACCCUACAAAUGUCAAGAAUGUGGCAAAGCCUUUAACCGGCACUCAAACCUUUCUGUACAUCAAAGAAGUCACUCGGGAGAAAAACCUUACAAAUGUGAAGAAUGUGGCAAAGCCUUUAAGCAGUACCCAAAUCUUUCUAAACAUAAAAGAAUUCAUUCUGGAGAGAAACCCUACAAAUGUCAAGAAUGUGGCAAAGCCUUUAACCGGCACUCAAUCCUGUCUGUACAUCAAAGAAUUCAUUCUGGAGAGAAACCCUACAAAUGUGAAGAAUGUGGCAAAGCCUUUAAGCAGUACCGAAGUCUUUCUAGACAUAAAAGAAUUCAUUCUGGAGAGAAACCCUACAAAUGUCAAGAAUGUGGCAAAGCCUUUAAUUAUAUUUCAACCCUUACUAAACAUCAAAGAAUUCAUUCUGGAGAGAAACCCUACAAAUGUCAAGAAUGUGGCAAAGCCUUUAAUGAUAUUUCAACCCUUACUAAACAUCAAAGAAUUCAUUCUGGAGAGAAACCCUACAAAUGUCAAGAAUGUGGCAAAGCCUUUAACCAGCACUCACACCUUUCUGUACAUCAAAGAAGUCACUCGGGAGAAAAAUCCUACAAAUGUGAAGAAUGUGGCAAAGCCUUUAAGCACUCCUCAAGUGUUUCUAAACAUAAAAUAAUUCAUUCUGGAGAGAAACCCUACAAAUGUGAAGAAUGUGGCAAAGCCUUUAAGUACUACUCAAGUGUUUCUAAACAUAAAAUAAUUCAUUCUGGAGAGAAACCUUACAAAUGUGCAGAAUGUGGCAAAGCCUUUAAGCAGUACCCAAGUCUUUCUCAACAUAAAAGAAUUCAUUCUGGAGAGAAACCCUACAAAUGUCAAGAAUGUGGCAAAGCCUUUAGGUGGUACCCAAGUCUUUCUAAACAUAAAAGAAUUCAUUCUGGAGAGCAACCCUACAAAUGUCAAGAAUGUGGCAAAGCCUUUAACCGGCACUCAAACCUUUCUGUACAUCAAAGAAGUCACUUGGGAGAAAAGUCCUACACAUGCGAAGAAUGUGGCAAAGCCUUUACUCGGAGUUUAUCCCUUUUCGCACAUCAAAGAAUUCAUUCCGGAGAGAAACCCUACAAAUGUGAAGAAUGUGGAAAAGCCUUUAACUGGUACUCAACACUUUCUGUACAUAGAAGAAUUCAUUCUGGAGAGAAACCCUACAAAUGUCAAGAAUGUGGCAAAGCCUUUAACCGGAACUCACACCUUUCUGUGCACCAAAGAAUUCAUUCUGGGGAGAAAUCCUACAAAGUCAAGAAUGUGGUAAAACCUUUAAUUAGUGUGUAACCUUUCUAAAAUACAAGAAUUCAUUCAAGGGAGAAACCUUAUAAAUAUGAACACUGUGGCAAACCCUUUAUUCACAUUCAAACCUCACUGUACAUAAAAUAAAUCAUACAGGACAGAAACCCUACAAAUAUGAAGAAUGUAGAAGUAUCCUUACCUGGUGUUCAUGGCUUGCUAAGGAUAAAAGAAUUCACACUGGAGAGAAAUUCUACAAAUGUGAACAGUGUGGUAAUGUCUUUUACUGGAGCUCAAACCUUACAACACAUAAGAAAAUUCAGAUUGGAAAGAAAUUUUACAAAUGUGAAUGAUGUGGCAAAAAUUUUCAGUGGUCUUCAGCCCUUAGUAAAACAUAAGAGAAAUCAUAGCAGAGAAAAACGGUAACAUUAUGAAGAUGUGGCAAACCCUUAUGCCAGUAGUGACAGUUUUUUUACAUAAUAGAAUUCUUUUUUUGUUUUUUGUGACAGUGGCUUACUAUGUCACCGUCGGUAGUGUGUUGUGGCAUCACAGCUCACAGCAACCUCCAGCUCCUGGGCUUAGGCAACUCUCCUGCCUCAGCCUCCCAAGUAGCUGGGACCACAGGCACUGGCCACAAUGCCUGGCUAUUUUUUGUUGCAGUUUGGCCAGGGCCGGGUUCAAACCCGCCACCUUCGGUAUAUGGGGCUGGCACCCUUCCCACUGAGCCACAAGCACUACCCCACAAAAAAAUUCUUAUUGAAUAAAAACUGUACAAAUGUGAAGAACUUGACAAGUGUUUAACUUGUCCUCAAACCAUUCUAUAUAUGAAAACUUUACAUAACAGAGAAAAAUCCCUACAAAUUUGAAGUGUCAAAUCCUGUAACCUCACACAUUUCAGUACCUAACAGAAUUCCUAGCAAAAUUCUAUAUAUGUGAAGAGUGAGAAAAUGUUUUUAAAUAUUCCUCACACUUUUCUAAUCAUAAUUCAUAUGGAAGAAAUACUCUAGAAAUCUCAAUCAUGUCUCAAGGCCUUAAAAUUUUGUUUAUACUGUUCAAUAGGUCUAAGGAGAGACAAGGGGAAAUGAUAAAUGAUACUGGGAAUUUUUUUGUCCUUAACAAGAGAAACACAUUAACUAGGGGGGCCUUCCAUGGAAAAAACGUUGGCAUUUGAAGAAAGCUUCCAAAACCUGAUGUUUUCCCUACAAAAAAUGGGCCUCAGAGGUAGAGAGGCCACAAUGUGGAGAUAUGACCGAGGCCACAAAAAGGGAUCUUUGAAGCAGGUAUACAAUUAAGGUGACGGCAGCUGCAAGUGACCUAUUUUCUAUAGUAUAAUAAAAUUCACACCACUUCUAUCACACUUUACAAAUAAAACGACAACAUGUGGAUAUUGAUUAUAGGGAUAGAAAUGGGAGGACUCUCCAUUCUGGAAGAUUUUUCCCUUUCCAGGAAAAAUCAUGAAUAUUUUACCCCCAUACCACUUAACAUAGAAUUGGAAAAUCUCUAUAAAGGAGAAAAAUCUUACUAAACCCAAGGUCUUCUCUACAUGAAAAUGUAGUGUCUUCCUUCUCUAGAGUGUCCUUUAAUAAACUGACCUUUUGUUUGUUUAUUUAUUUA